GGCAUCAACAGAAAGGUGUGACUGGGAGGAAGUUUCUGGGCCCAGUAGAAAAUGUAGGUAGACUUAGGGUUAGGUAGCAGCUUUCGGGAACUUACCCCUGCUGAUAAGAUCCUGAGGGGCCCUCCAUUGUGACUGUCACCAGAUGGUUAGAACUUGUUUCCUCCUUCAUGUCAGCCAGCAAGAAGUGAUCAGGGGGCUGUGACCAACAGGACGUCACUGUCCAGCAGAUCAGUAGGAGAGCCAAGUAACGUAGGUCUCCUGUGACUUCUGAGUGCCUGCCUGUCAGCUUCUUCUCCACCUCAUUCUCAUCACUCACAGUCUCCCACUGGCUUGGAACCUGGCGACCCAUUCCAUCUAGAUGGUAAACCAUUACUAAGGAAUACUAUUUUGUAGUGGUCAGUGCUUAAUGGAGCGUAAGAUUGAUAUUGAUGAUGUGGCUGCAAUAAACCCAGAACUCUUCCAGCUUCUUCCCUUACACCCGAAGGACAAUCUGCCUCUGCAGGAAAAUGUAACGGUCCCGAAGCAAAAACGCAGAUCGGUCAACUCCAAAAUCCCAGCUCCCAAAGAAGGUCUUCGAAGCCGGUCCACUCGCAUGUCCACUGUCCCAGAGGUUCGAAUUGCCACUCAGGAGAAUGAAAUGGAGGUGGAGCUGCCUGUGGCUACAAACUCUAGAAAGCAGUUUUCAGUUACCUCCAGCUUCCCUAGGCCCUCCUGCCCUGCAGUGACAGAAUUACCAUUGUCGAUGGUCAGCGAGGAGACAGAAGAGCAAGUCCACCCCACCCGAAGCAUGUCUUCUGCAAACCCUGGAAAUUCAGUUCGGAGGAAAUCAUGUAUUGUGAAGGAAAUGGAAAAAAUGAAGAACAAGCGGGAAGAGAAGAGGGCCCAGAACUCGGAAAUAAGAAUAAAGCGAGCUCAGGAAUAUGACAGCAGCUUUCCAAACUGGGAGUUUGCCCGGAUGAUUAAAGAGUUUCGGGUUACUAUGGAAUGUCACCCACUUACUGUGACUGAUCCUAUUGAGGAACACAGGAUCUGUGUCUGUGUUAGGAAGCGCCCACUGAAUAAACAAGAACUGGCCAAGAAAGAAAUCGAUGUGAUUUCUGUUCCCAGCAAGUGUUUCCUCUUUGUGCAUGAACCCAAAUUGAAAGUGGACUUGACAAAGUAUCUGGAGAACCAGGCAUUCUACUUCGACUUUGCCUUCGAUGAAACAGCUUCAAAUGAAGUUGUCUACAGGUUCACAGCAAGGCCACUGGUGCAGACGAUUUUUGAAGGGGGAAAAGCAACUUGCUUUGCCUAUGGGCAGACAGGCAGUGGGAAGACUCACACAAUGGGUGGAGACCUGUCUGGGAAAUCUCAGAAUGCAUCUAAAGGGAUCUACGCAAUGGCUUCCCGGGAUGUCUUCCUUUUGAAGAGUCAGCCUCGCUACCGGAACUUAAACCUGGAAGUUUAUGUGACAUUCUUUGAGAUCUACAAUGGGAAGGUGUUUGAUCUGCUCAACAAGAAAGCCAAGUUACGUGUACUGGAAGACAGCAAGCAGCAGGUGCAGGUUGUGGGACUGCAGGAGUACCUGGUUAACUGUGCUGAUGAUGUCAUCAAGAUGCUCAACAUGGGCAGCGCCUGCAGGACUUCUGGACAAACAUUUGCCAACUCCAAUUCCUCCCGCUCCCAUGCCUGCUUCCAGAUUCUUCUUCGAGCCAAAGGGAGAUUACAUGGCAAAUUCUCUCUGGUAGAUCUGGCAGGGAAUGAACGAGGGGCCGACACUUCUAGUGCUGACCGGCAGACUCGCAUGGAGGGUGCAGAGAUUAACAAGUCUCUCCUAGCUCUGAAGGAGUGCAUCAGGGCGCUGGGACAGAACAAGGCUCACACCCCAUUCCGUGAGAGCAAGCUGACCCAGGUGCUGAGGGACUCGUUCAUUGGCGAGAACUCAAGGACGUGCAUGAUUGCCAUGAUCUCACCAGGCAUAAGCUCCUGUGAAUACACGUUGAACACGCUGAGAUACGCAGACAGAGUCAAGGAGCUGAGCUCCCACAGCGGGCCCAGUGGAGAGCAGCCAACUCAAAUGGAGACAGAGGAGAUGGAGGCCUGCUCUAAUGGAACCUCGCUGGCAGUUGAUUUCACCAAGGAAGAGGAGGAGCUGUCUUCUCAGAUGUCCAGCUUUAAUGAGGCCAUGACUCAGAUCAGGGAGCUGGAAGAGAGGGCCAUGGAGGAGCUCAAGGAGAUUAUACAGCAAGGACCAGGCUGGCUUGAGCUCUCUGAGAUGACCGAUCAGCCCGACUAUGACUUGGAGACCUUUGUGAGCAAAGCAGAGUCUGCCCUGGCUCAGCAGGCUAAGCACUUCUCCGCCCUGCGAGAAGUCAUCAAGGCCCUGCGCCUGGCCAUGCAGCUGGAAGAACAGGCUAGCAAGCAAAUGAGCAGCAGGAAACGGCAUCAGUGAUGACUUCAAAUAAAGAUCUCUUUGGUGUCA
Peromyscus eremicus (cactus mouse) is the source of this 2461-nucleotide messenger RNA. RefSeq names its product kinesin family member 2C (gene Kif2c). Gene Ontology annotation, molecular function: microtubule motor activity; microtubule binding; ATP binding. The transcript has 20 exons. The record is from RefSeq and is a predicted model, not a curated record. Lineage: Eukaryota; Metazoa; Chordata; Mammalia; Rodentia; Cricetidae. The coding region runs from base 407 to 2431 and encodes 674 amino acids. Gene Ontology annotation, biological process: microtubule-based movement.